AUGUAUAAUUACACCGGUGUCGUUGCUGCUGGUGAGUCGGACCCUGUGCCGCCGGCAGACUUGCUGCACGCUCCAUACGGCUUUUAUCUCGUCCUGCUUUUCAACAAGCAUGUGUACAUCAGCUGGCAGAUCGUCAGGAUGUGGGUGGAGAUGGAAGGGGCUUUGGCCAGCCCUCCACAAGCUCUCUCCAUGAACGAGCUACAGGAAAUAACCGAUGACAUUUCCAAACUGACCAUUGUGCACGAAAUCGUACUCAACAGUGACUUCAAACUGCAAGCGGCCAGCUUCUCCCCAAAAAGCCUGCAAAACAGAGUGAAGGAGACAUUGCACAAAGCCUUCUGGGACAGCCUGGAGGAACAGCUCUCUGCUAGUCCCCCAGACUGCACUCAGGCAAUCCAGCUGCUGCAGGAGGUGAAAGAGGCCCUGCUAUCAUUGCUGCUGCCAUGGCACAACCAACUGCGAAGCCAGAUUGAAGGGGCCUUGGACAUGGAGUUGAUUAGACAGGAGGCUGAGCAUGGGGCUCUGGAUAUCCACGGUCUCACCACGUACGUCCUUGGCACAAUGGCAAGGCUGUGCGCGCCCAUUCGAGAUGAGGAAGUACGAGGGUUGCAAAGCCUCACAGACCCAGCUCAACUUCUCAGGGAGAUUUUCCGGGUGUUGGGCCUGAUGAAAAUGGACAUGUUGAAUUUUACCAUCCAGAGCCUCCGCACCCACUUGCAAGACCACACCAUCCAGUAUGAACGGAAGAAGUUCCAGGAACUCUUGGAUAAGCUGCCUAGUAGCCUGGAUUGCACAAGAGAGUGGCUGCGCAAAGCAGCAGCAGAAGUGUCCGCGUCCUCUUCACAGCCGCCGCCCCACCCUGCCGUCGGUGGCUCGCCUGCCGCACACUCGCCGGGGGCCGUCAGCAGUAGCACAACUGUGCCAAGUCUCAUGUCCGUGCUAAAUCGAGGAUACAUGAAUCUGCUCUGCUGGGAGCCUGGGCAAAAGGAAUACCCUGAGACACUGUUUAUGGAUCAGGCCCGACUGCAGGAUGUACAAGCGCAGGUGAAUCAGCUUACCAUCAUAGCUGCAGUCCUGCUAGUGACCAGUGGCAUGUGUGGAAGCACCUUAUGUGGCUCACCUGGGUUUGUAGCUAGGCUGAAACGGGUAACAAAGGUCCUCUUGGAAGGGCUGUCUUGUACCAGGAAUGAAGAAGCUUUAGAAGACAUCGGUGACCAAGUGCUCCAGGAAGUCAGCAGGACUCUCUCGCAGCUGGGUUACGCUGCUUUUACCACUGACAAAUAUGCUUCCCUGAAAGGCCAGAUAAAAAGCAUCGCGGACAAGGGCAACGCAGUCCGGCAUGUCAUCGAGCAGCGGAUUCGUUUGUUCCUCAGCCUUUUCGUUUCCCCUGAUGGACAGAAUUCUCAAAAAGAUUUCCCAAAGGGCCUCGAUCCCAUUCAGGAAGAGCUGCUGGAAGUUGGGCGCAGGUUUGGAAGCGUGAUCCACCACAACAGGCAGGUGUUUGGACCUUACUACUUGGAAAUUCUCAAGGAAGUGCUUCUCCCAGAGGCAGAACCAGGCUCGGAUGCACGGAUGGAUGCUUUCUGAUCAUAUUCACCACGUACUGGGCAGGGGUGGAACACGUUCUCCAACAGUUUCUCAAAUGAUGCUUCAGCUUGUAAAAAUCAGUCGGACAAAUCCACCGGGGCCAGCAUUGCUACUGGGAAGUGACUAUUGGCAUGUCAGUACCUGAAUAAACCUCUCAACUACAAAAGGUAGUGGCUUUUUUUCCCCCAAAGAACCUGCCACUAUUUGAUGGGGAAGGCAAGGGGAUGUAGAGCUCAUAAAACUGCAGGUUUUUUUAAUUCAAGGUGUUAACUGUGCUGUGGGCCUGUAACCUCCUUUGCCGAGAUGUUAGUUACAGCCCAGGGACGCUGUUUGCAUUUGAUAAAGCCAUGUGGUGUUUAGAAUCGUUAAAACUGCUCGAUAUAUCUCAAUGUUAGCUUGAAAACCUGACUUACUGAAUUAUUAGAAAUGGAACAGAUGGUAUAAAUUUAGCAAUCCCUGGUGUAUUUAGUAUUUUACAUCAGCCAGAUUUUACUUGACAUGAAAAUCUGAACUUUGACCUGUAUUUAAAUGUCUGGAUUUCUUGCUCCAAUUUUACAUAAUGAAAAUGUCCUACUUCUUGGCAAGCCAACAAUCUUUGCUGGGUAAAUACUAUACGCAAUGGCUGCCCAAACUGUUACAGUUGUUGCAUGAACCACUUGCUGCCGUGCUGCAGAAAAGUGAUUUUAGUGUUCAUCAUGAGUAAAUUAGGGUCCUGACAGUCCCCAGGGGAACAUUAGUGGGGGUAAAAAUGAGCUUUUCUCACCAUCGUGUGGAGAACGUACACAAAGCGCUUGGAGACCGUUGUGCUAUAGGUCAGUCUAUCUUUAACAGAACAUGGGGAUGCAUUUUUAUGCAUCAAUUAGUUUGUCUCAAAAUAAUAACAUUCAAUAUUUGGGGUCGUCAUUAUGACUAACCGCAGAAAGAGCGGCUGCAGCCAAAGUGAAUACUCGGCAGCCAGCACUCCCCAUCCUGCACGCCGCGUGCCUCGGGACGGCACAAACCCCCGGCUCUGCUGCCAAAGAACUAGAGCGGGACUGCUCCCAGCUUACCGGCGUCCUGCGCUCUGCUUCCACAACCGCAGCGCAUCAUCGCUGCGCAACGCUUCGACGUUUUCCCGUUCCUCGGAUUUACAGAGCAGAGAAGUGCAGGUACAGCGCUAGACCGAGCUAAUUAAACACCGCGUAGCUGCCUGCCCUCACCCCUUUUCUCUUACCUUCACAGGUCAGGUCCGUUAGAUGAGGAUGAGAACAGCAUUGCUCUAACGCAGAUGAGCAGGAGACUCCGGUAUAACACUGAGGUCACAGUGACAACGGGGCGAAUGUGUGUCUAAGUUUUAUUAAUUCAGUUUGUUCUAAGUUGUACAAUUAUGAAACCAACAAAACGACUGCUGGAAGCCCAGGAAUAUUUACAAUCUCGCCUUGUUGUAGUGAGGUCAGUCUAUGUUGUUGCACAGAUUGGUUAUGUUUGGUACCACAAGAUGUUUAAAAUUCAGACAAAUUUGAACAGAUUAACAAUUGUAUAUACAGGAAAUAAAAGGAAAUUCAAGUAUCAAAAUACAGACAGAUUAAAUAACAUUUGUAUUACAAAUCAGUCCCACUGCCAUACAUCACAAUUAGCAAAAAUGUCUACAUUGCAAACUGAACUCGGCUGUUCUCUGCCCUGUUAGGGAAUCUCAGGUUAUUCUUCCAUGGGUAAGAAAAAUGUUUGAGCUAGAUGGACUUUGCAAGAGCAGCACAGUUACUUCUUUUUGGGAAGAAAAAAAAAAAAAAAGCAGUAAGUAAUGCCAAUAUGAGACCUAAAAGGGAGACCUUUUGCAACACGACAGCGUUGCAGACACCGCGCUUGCUCUAAAAUAAAGAUCUGAUUGCAUGGAAAUGAUGCGAGCAGAAGAAAGCCAGGGGAAAUUCUGCUGCUGGAAACUUCUGAAGUGGGGCGGAAGGAGCAUUAGAGCGACUGACGCCACUUCAGCUGCACACAGAACUGGACGUGUUCGGAGGGACUAUUUGGCAUCUGGUCUGUGUCUCAGCAGCCUCGCGAAGGUACAAACUUUUCACUAGAGGUACGUCCUGGAAGGUGCCGUAUCUUCUCCCUGGGAGGGGGACAGGCACGUGCCCCGCAAAAGUUGCGUAAUUUCUUCUAAAAAGAACAAUCCCAAAGCAAGUUCAAAGACAGCUGAACAGCUAAGAUUAGCUUUUUUUUUUGUGAAUACAAAAUUAAAAAGGAUAAAGCAGCUUCAAUUUGGGAAAAAAAAAUAAAUUGUCCCCUCCUGUAUAGAAAAAGACAACAACUCUGCAUCUUAUUUUACCUGUCUUGAGUUCUCAGCCUGGACUGAUGCCACACACAAAUCAAAGUCUGUAAAAUACAAACUGUCCUUAAAAAGGGGAACAAGGCCCAGGGCAGCAGCACCUUCUCCCAGGCAGGUAACACAGCAGAUGCUUUUUGAUUCAAAGUCCCGUUCAGCACCAGAAAUUUAGGGCACUUUCCCUCCAGAUACCACGCAACCCCGUAGGGAGGAAGAGCCAGAAUACUGUGCAAUGGAUGGGUUAACAGAUUACUGGGAGUCAGCGACUGGCAUGGUCCAGGAUCAGUCUCCAGCAUGCAAGUACCUUGAGAAAACCCAUCCACAUAAAAGGGGAGAUGCGCUGCCAAAACAAUUGCUUCGUCUAUGAAGUGAGAAAGAGAGCAUCUGGCUAAAGAACUGCUGGAUCACUAAAGACAACCAUAGGAUUACACGCAGGACUGGAAAGGACCACCAGGGUCACCAAGCCCAGUCCCCUGAAAAUUGGAGUCUUCAUCACCACUUCACCUCCAAGCCAACCUUCAAAAAGCUCAUGCA
Molecule: messenger RNA, 4423 nt
Organism: Aptenodytes forsteri (emperor penguin)
Lineage: Eukaryota; Metazoa; Chordata; Aves; Sphenisciformes; Spheniscidae
Gene: TCP11
Product: t-complex 11
Exons: 9
Coding region: 1-1587 (528 amino acids)
Biological process (GO): regulation of sperm capacitation
Cellular component (GO): sperm flagellum; acrosomal vesicle
Source: RefSeq, a predicted model, not a curated record